This is a messenger RNA of Cucurbita moschata (crookneck pumpkin), 3835 nucleotides long. Its product is annotated as transcriptional corepressor SEUSS-like. The transcript is spliced from 11 exons. Bases 481 to 3207 code for a protein of 908 amino acids. Gene Ontology annotation, cellular component: transcription regulator complex; nucleus. Gene Ontology annotation, biological process: positive regulation of transcription by RNA polymerase II; negative regulation of transcription by RNA polymerase II. NCBI's taxonomy places the organism in Eukaryota, Viridiplantae, Streptophyta, Magnoliopsida, Cucurbitales, Cucurbitaceae. The record is from RefSeq and is a predicted model, not a curated record.
UUGACGUCCGCAAGGACAGUCGCGCCCUCUCUCUCUCUCUCUAAGCUACAGCGAGAAACAGGUCGUGCCUACUGUGGGAGAAUCCUUCCAUGAGUUCAUAGAGACUGAAAUCUAUGCUUCUAAGCUUCAGCUGACAUAUUCCAACAUCAGUUUCUGCAAGAAGAAGAGGAAGGAGAAUCGUGUGAAGGAGGAGGAGAACGGGAAGAACGAAGGAGACCGAAUUACUGAUUACUGAAACCUCCACAAUUUAGUCAAUUUGAGUCUGCUCUGCUGCUGCUGCUGCUGCUGCUGCUGUUGUUGUUGUUGUUGUUGUUGUUUCUUUGAUAUUGUCCGAUUUUCAAGCAGCAGUUCGACUUUCUUAUUCAGUUCCUGAGAUUCAUGCGGAACAUUGAGGUUGAUCCUCUCGGGAAGACACUGUGAUUCUAUAAUGGUCCGAACCAAAAGGUAGGUUUCUCUUCCUUUAGCGAGUGACUGGGAAAGAUGGCAACAUCGGGGCCACCCACCCCUAUGGGUGGCGGUGCACAGUCUGUUUCACCCUCACUUCUGCGAUCUAAUUCUGGAUUGAUAGGAAUUCAAGGUGGUCUGCAGCCUUCUCAGGCAGCCUUUUCUUCACUUGUAUCGCCUCGCAAUCAGUUCAAUAAUAUGAAUAUGGUUGGUAAUAUGUCCAAUGUGUCAUCUCUCCUUAAUCAAUCAUUUGGAAAUGGGGCUCCUAAUUCUGGACUUCCAUGUCCUGGCAGUAGCCACACUGGUGCGGAGCCAGAUCCCCUUUCCGGUGUUGGCAAUGGAACGAGCUUUAAUAAUCCUUCAUCAUCAUUUGUAGCAUCAAAUAUGACAAACCCUGUUUCGUCCGUUCAGGGGCAUAAUCCACAAUUUUCUAACCUUUCUAGCAGUCAGAUGUCAUCAGAUCAACAGCAGUCGCAACAGCUAGAGCCCCAGAACUUCCAACAUAGUCAACAGUCGAUGGAACAGUUUUCUGCACACCAGAGCAAUCAACAACCACAAUUUCAUGCAAUUCGAGGGUUGAAUGGUGUUGGACCUGUAAAGUUGGAGCCUCAAGUGACCAGCAAUGAUCAACUUGGACAGCAGCAGCAGCAGCAUUUGCAAACGUUGAGAAACCUUGUUCCUGUGAAAUUGGAAUCACAACGACUUCAGUCACUGAGAGGUUUGACACCAGUAAAAAUGGAACCCCAACAAUCGGACCAGUCAUUAUUUCUGCAGCAGCAGCAGCAGCAGCAGCAGCAUCAACUACAACAACCACAAUCGCAACAAUUUCUCCAUAUGUCUAGACAGCCCUCUCAGGCAGCGGCUGCCCAAAUUAAUCUAAUGCACCAACAAAGGCUUUUGCAAUUGCAACAACAACAUCAGCAACAACAUCUCUUAAAAAGUAUGCCUCCUCAACGGCCACAAUUGCAACAACAUUAUCAACAGCAGAACCUUUCUCUGAGAUCUCCUGUAAAACCAGGAUAUGAACCUGGAAUGUGUGCCCGGCGUCUGACUCAUUACAUGUAUCACCAGCAACACAGACCUGAAGACAACAAUAUAGAUUUCUGGAGGAAAUUUGUUAACGAGUACUUUGCACCCCAUGCCAAGAAGAAGUGGUGCGUUUCCAUGUAUGGAAGUGGGCGACAAACAACUGGAGUUUUCCCUCAGGAUGUAUGGCACUGUGAAAUAUGCAAUCGCAAGCCUGGGCGUGGCUUUGAAGCAACUGCUGAAGUUCUUCCCAGACUUUUUAAGAUCAAGUAUGAAAGUGGUACAAUGGAGGAACUACUGUACCUUGACAUGCCUCGUGAAUAUCAUAAUGCAUCUGGUCAGAUUGUCCUGGAUUAUGCAAAAGCGAUACAGGAAAGUGUUUUUGAGCAACUUCGUGUUGUUCGCGAUGGCCAACUUCGAAUUGUUUUUUCUCCGGACCUUAAGAUAUGCUCAUGGGAAUUCUGUGCUCGACGCCAUGAGGAACUUAUACCUAGGAGAUUAUUGAUACCUCAGGUUAGCCACCUUGGAGCGGCAGCUCAAAAGUACCAGUCUGCCAUUCAAAACGCAUCAUCCAAUUUAUCAACUCCUGAAUUGCAAAACAAUUGUAACAUGUUUGUGGCUUCAGCACGACAAUUAGCUAAAGCCUUGGAAGUUCCGCUGGUAAAUGACUUGGGAUAUACAAAGAGAUACGUACGUUGUCUACAGAUAUCCGAAGUGGUUAAUAGCAUGAAGGACUUGAUUGAUUACAGCAAAGAAGCAAGGAUUGGGCCAAUGGAUAGUCUAGCCAAGUUUCCUCGGAGGACUAGUUCAUCAUCAGUGCUUACAAAUCAUGCUCAAGUUUCUAAUGAGCAGCAACAACAGCAAUCAUCCAUAGCCCAUCACUCAAAUAACAACCAGGGUUCUGUUCAGGCUUCUGCAGUGCAGCUUACGGGUAGCAAUGGCGUGGCCAAUGUAAAUAACAUGGCCAACCAACCCUCAACAUCAAACUCAGCGAGCACCAUUGCUGGGCUUCUUCACCAGAAUUCUAUUAAUUCCAGACAGCAGAACUCUAUGGCUGAUGCUAGCAACUCAUAUGGGGGAAGUUCUGUUCAGAUUCCAUCUCCUGGUUCUUCCAGUACAAUUCCACCUACGCAACUGAACCCUUCUACAUUCCAGCCACCGACACCUUCAUCAUCUAACAAUCUUUCACAACCAUCGCAUGCAGCUGUGAGGAAUGGCAAUCAGAUGAGUGCUGCUAAUUCUCCGGCAAAUGUCUCUAUACAACAACCUGCCUUAUCUGGAGAUGCUGAUCCUAGUGAUACACAGUCCUCCGUGCAAAAGAUCUUACAAGAGAUGAUGAUGAAUAAUCAAAUGAAUAGUCCAACAAGUCUGGUUGGUGUUGGUUCGGUGGUCAAUGAUAUGAAAAACGUGAAUGGGGUCUUACCUACAAGUAAUCCAGGUCUCAACAACGGGAAUUGUAUUGGGGGAAACGGAGCAACCAACAGUGGCUCAGGAAUGGGAGGAGGUGGAUAUGGAUCAAUGGGGAGUGGGCUUGGUCAGCCUGCCAUGGUUAAUGGAAUGAGGACUGCAAUGGGAAAUAACUCCAUUAUGAACAGACGAAUAGGAAUGGCAUCGCUCGCUCUUGAACAAAGCAUGAAUGGUCAACAACCGCAGGAUAUGGGAAACCAGCUUCUUAGUGGACUAGGAGCUGUGAAUGGUUUUAGUAAUCUCCAAUUCGACUGGAAGCCGUCCCCAUGAAGAAAACAGCUAUAUAUGAAUCAUCAUACGUGGAUUGGUGCUUAAUCUCUGCUGCUUGUGCAGCAGCAUUCAAAUUACCAGAAUUUGCCGAUGGCCCUGCGAGAGAUGGCAGGCACCGCAUGGCAAAACAGGUACGGGGCAUAAUGAUUCACACUUUGUACCUAUAUAUUUGCUUUUAUAUUAUACGAAAAGGAAAGUCUGACGGCUGGUGAUGGUGAUAGGGGCAGGUUGUCUGUGAUUUCCAUUGUAACCUGCUAUUUCUAUAGUUUUUUUCCCUCUAAUAUUUGGCCUAUUUAGCUACUUCAUUGUCUUACCUUCUUCAUAGCAUAUUGGGUUAUGCUAUAUGCUUUUCAAGGAAUGUGGUCAUUUGGAAGAGAAUCCAAAAUGGGCUGCAGAGUGCUAACCAAAGGAAGUUUCAAUUCAGGUGAAUGAAAUUACUUGAGAAAGUACUAAAAAUACAAAAUCAAGUGGUUCUCCUACAGUUUUGGGGAACUAAAAGGUUGAGUCCCACAUGGAAGGCAAAACAAGGUUGCCCCUCUUAGUCUUGGAAUACAACCUGUUGUUGUUCUUGUUGGUAUUUGACGAAUGAUUUUGCAUCAGGAGAUUUAUAAUUUAUUGAUCAUGGAAA